AUGUCUCUGAUAGUCUCGUUGUUUGUGGUGACGUUGGUGACUCAGUGCUGGACGGCUCCACAGAGGAGGAACUGGACUCCUCAGGCCAUCUUAUACCUGAAAGGAGCACUGACUCACAAACUGAGAGGUGAUGGACUGGUGUUAUCCUGGGCCUCAUCCGUCCUCCUGCAGCUUCUGCAGCGAGCCGUGGAAGGAGGUGGGAACCAAUUAGACGAUUAUCCAGACAAAGAGGAGCUGCAUUUCAACUAUUUGUGA
Paralichthys olivaceus (Japanese flounder) is the source of this 255-nucleotide messenger RNA. Lineage: Eukaryota; Metazoa; Chordata; Actinopteri; Pleuronectiformes; Paralichthyidae. The record is from RefSeq and is a predicted model, not a curated record.